This is a messenger RNA of Lactuca saligna, 1671 nucleotides long. The record is from the annotation of a GenBank genome assembly. Lineage: Eukaryota; Viridiplantae; Streptophyta; Magnoliopsida; Asterales; Asteraceae.
CUUAAACCAACAUAAACUGAUAAACAUAAACAAGUUCUCGGGAAGGAUAAGUGCAUCACUUUUUAACCACCAAUAACGAGAACAGGAGAGCCAGCCAUGGCUACUUUCCUCCCUACCUUCUCUACUCCAAACCCUCUCAGUUUCAGAUCCAAAUCACUACUUCUCCAUUACAACAAACGGUUCACCGUCAAAUGCAACGCAGCACCGCCUCCACCACUUCCUCCGGCGGUCCAGACAUUUUGGAAAUGGCUAAGUGACGAAAAGGUAGUAUCCUCCAACACGCCAGCGAAGCCCGGAAUCGUCGCGGAAGGUCUAGGAUUGGUUGCUCAGAGAGACAUAGGUCGAAAUGAAGUCGUUCUGGAGGUCCCGAAGAAGUUUUGGAUUAAUCCAGAUACAGUUUCAGCUUCUGAAAUUGGUAGGGUGUGUGAUGGAUUAAAGCCAUGGAUUUCGGUCGCUCUGUUUCUGAUUAAGGAGAAGCUGAGAGAAGACGAUGAUUAUUCUCCUUGGAGAAAUUACAUUAAUAUUCUUCCUGAGUAUACUGAUUCCACAAUCUUCUGGUCAGAAGAGGAGCUCAGUGAGAUUGAAGGAACCCAACUAUUGAGCACAACAUUGAGUGUCAAAGAGUAUGUGAAGAAUGAGUUUCUUCAAGUCCAAGAAUCGAGGGCAUUCUCACGACUUCGUGGUCAAAAUCUUGUUUUGAUUCCAAUAGCAGACUUGAUCAAUCAUAGCCCUAGUAUAACCAAAGAAGAUUAUGCAUAUGAGAUCAAAGGUGCUGGCCUAUUCUCCAGGGAUCAAAUAUUCUCUUUGAGAAGUCCUAUACCAGUCAAGGCUGGUCAACAGGUGUUGAUCCAAUACGAUUUGAACAAAAGCAAUGCAGAAUUGGCACUAGACUAUGGAUUUAUAGAAUCAACAGUAGACAGAAAUACAUACACUUUAACACUACAGAUCUCGGAUUCAGACCCUUAUUUUGAUGAUAAGUUAGAUAUAGCUGAAACUAAUGGCACAAAAGCAGUUCAAUAUUUUGACAUCACUUUAGGAAGACCACUUCCACCAAAAAUGCUACCUUAUUUAAGGCUUGUAGCACUUGGUGGCACCGAUUCCUUCCUACUUGAAUCUAUUUUUAGAAACUCUGUGUGGGACCACCUUGAAUUACCCGUUAGCCGUGACAACGAGGAGGUCAUAUGCCAAGUUGUACGCUCUGCUUGCCGCUCUGCUCUUUCUAGCUAUCGAACCACCAUUGAAGAGGAUGAGAAGUUGAAGGGAGGGGAUAUUAAUCGGAGGGUUGAGAUUGCGAUCGCGAUACGAGAGGGAGAGAAGAAGGUGUUGGGACAUAUAGAUGGGAUUUUUGAAGAGAGGGAAAAGGAGUUGGAUGAAUAUGAAUAUUAUCAAGAAAGGAGGCUUAGAGAUCUUGGUUUAGUUGGAGAACAAGGAGACAUAAUUUUUUGGGAGCCAAAAUGAGUUGUUUAGAUUGGAAUAUUAUUUAUAAAUUCGGAGGAAUGUGUAACUUUUAUUUCAUCGAUUUUGGGAAAUUUCUGUUAAUUAUACGGGUUUAUAAUAAUCGUAUUUGUGUAAAAAAAAGAGUUAAACUCGAUCAAAGUUUCAAUUUAUCAGUUAGAGCUUAUGUAUUUAAGUUGAAGGUUCUAAUCGAUAAUCAAAUAUUUAUGUAAAGGA